Molecule: messenger RNA, 1773 nt
Organism: Scomber japonicus (chub mackerel)
Lineage: Eukaryota; Metazoa; Chordata; Actinopteri; Scombriformes; Scombridae
Gene: sass6
Product: SAS-6 centriolar assembly protein
Exons: 16
Coding region: 1-1773 (590 amino acids)
Biological process (GO): centriole replication
Cellular component (GO): centriole; centrosome
Source: RefSeq, a predicted model, not a curated record
AUGGAGGAACUGUUCAGCAGAGUAUUGGCAGUGAGUGUGAGGUGCAGUGACAGUGAAGACAGGAAAGCAAACAUCCGUGUCACCAUUGAGCUUCAGCUGACAACAAGUCCAGUGCACAAACGGGAUCUUCUAGUAAGACUGACAGAUGAUCUAGAUCCAUAUUUUCUCUUUAAUCUCUCUAUAUCUGAGGAUGAUUUCCAAAGUUUGAAAGUCCAGCAGGGUCUGCUGAUAGACUUUACAUCAUUUCCUCAGAAGUUUAUUGACCUGCUUAAUCUGUGCUAUUCUGAGCAAGAGUCGGACAAUCCAAGGUUUCUCCUGCACUUGUCAUGUCAGUCUCCAGUGCACGAUGGUCCCGCCAGCUUCAGUGUUGUAGAGACAAAUGCAUUCAAACACUUGAACCACUUGUCUCUGCGGCUUACUCCAGGCUCUGACAAACUUGUCAGAGACUAUCUGGCAAUGUGCCUGACUUCCUUGAAGGCAGAGAAGCAGGCCUUGGAGAUGAAGCUUAAGAAGACUGAAGAUGAUCUGUCCAGGCAGCUGAGUUAUGCUCAACAGACUCUGUCUGAGAAGACUAAAGAGUUGGACAAACUGCGUUCAGAGUGGACGAGUCAGAGCAGCUCUCUGUCCAGCCGUCAUUCUCAGGAGUUACAAUCAGAGAGAGAGAAGGCUGUAGAGUUACACAGCAGGCUCCAGCAGCAGAGUGAGCAGCUCCGUCACGAGCUAGAGAGUGCUCAUAAGAGGAGCAGCCAGCAGCUUCAGAGCAGACUGACUGAGCUGGAAGCCUCCUGCAGAGAGCUCACAGAGAGGAAAUACAAGAACGAGUCUGUCGUCAGAGACCUGAAAAUUAAACUAGUGGGUGCAGAGGAGGAGUGCCAGCGCUCAAAGCAGCAGGUCUUGUCUCUGAGGAGAGAGAACAGCACUCUGGACACAGCGGUCCAUGAGAAGGAGCGUUUGGUGAGCCAGCUGCAGAUGAGAGUGGCUGUUCUGGAACAGGAGAUUAAGGACAAGGAUCAGCUCAUGUGCCGCACAAAAGAAGUCCUGGAAGCCACUCAGCUGCAGAAGGAAUCAGUGGAAGAAAAUGCUGAAAGUAAAGAACUCCAGAUUAAAAAACUUGAAGCAACAGUGAAGUCGCUGUCUGAUGAGCUGAUAAAGGCUAAUAGUAUCAUUAAGAAACUGCAGUUGGAGGUCCGAGGUCUAGUUGGAAAAAUAAAGGUGAAAAACACAGUGACUGUGUCGCAGGAGAAGGUCCUCCAGGAAACAUCAGAUAAACUUGAGAAUGUUGAAAAGGAUCUACAGAGAGCCCAGCAGCAGCUCAUCAUUAAAGAUGAACAGGUUUCAAAACUGAAGGAGCAAUUGGAGACAACAGUACAGAAGCUAAAUGAAAGCAGAGAGGUGUUAAAAACAAAUGAGAAUGUCAUAAGUUGGCUCAACAAGCAGCUAAAUGAAAAGCAGAUGCCCAGAAAGCCUCAGUCUCCUGAACGUUUGGAGAAUCCUUCAGUUGUAUCUACAGUGACAGGACUGAGGGCACAAUUUUAUCCUCAGACAGGCAGACCUGCUGUGACUCCUGUAGACGCUGCUGAUGUCACUGCUGCUGAUCAACAAGUAAUGCAGCCAGUCAACAGACACAUUGGAGACUCUGCACUUCUGGAUUCAAAGUACUUUGAGAGGAGAGACGAUAGCAUCCCAAUCUAUGGUCUGCCGUCCAAUCUUCUUCACAGAGAGCUCCCUCAACGAACCAAGCCCUCCGUAGUCUCUGCGUACUUCUCUGCUUGA